AUGGGUGCAACCCAGUCCCAACCUGACGCCAACAACGUCGACACAACUCGUGAGAUCAAGACCGAACAACAACUGUCGGGGUCCUCUUCUUGUACGCCAGCUCCAUAUCGACGCCUUCGACCAGUCGAGAGCAGAGAGGCAGUGCAAGCACAAGCCGCUGCAGUUCAAGGGUGGCGGUUGAGCGACUCCAGUGACGAUCUUUACGAGUCGGCCCCUAUUCAAGAGCCUAGAACCUCAGAAGGCAACACAUCCGUCGCGAAACGAGCCCCUUCUCCAGAUGUCCCAUCCUCAAACAAGAAGCAACGUUUAGUCCCAACCGACCAGGCCCUGCAGAUUGCUUUAGAGUGCCUGAGCACUGAGGCAGCAGUUGAGAAGGAAGAGAACAACACAGCGGAAAACACUACACUUGACCACCUUGCGACAACUGAUUCCAAGCCAAAAAGCUGCAGCUUGUUCCUCAACAGUGAAGGCUCACCAAGUGGUUCAGAGGACGAAGGUUACUCAUCCUUCUCCUUGACACCUCCGGGUGACAACGGUGACCUUAGUGAAGAUCAGAAGGAGGAACACCUGGUGAAGACCUUGGCCGCACUACAGCGACCCAACAUUGUUCUUGCGAAACCUGCCGUAUCGGGCGAGGAAUCUGGCCACACUGCGGAUAUGUUCGGCAAGGGCGAUCAUCUUCAAAAUGCCAGGGAGUACAUGCUACAAGACCAGGAAGAAACAAUGGCAAGAAGCACAAUGUUGCGGGAGCGCAAGUCGUCAAGAAACCUGGUGGCCCCAGACAGUCCCACCUUGGUGACAUUGGAUCGGCAGCGGCAAUUUAGUGAUCCGCCACAAUUGAGGUCACCAAGCCUAGACAGCGACGAGAUUUCGGAUCUCUUUGUUCCUCAAACCCCAACACGCAAGACAAAGGUGUCCACGGGUAUUACAACACGCCAGACCGUACAACGCUCCCAGGCACCCAAACACGAACCAAGAGCUGGUCUGAGCUACGCUACUCACAAAGAUCAGGCUGAUGGACAUUCCAGUGAUUAUGGAUACAAUAGAUCAAAGCAGCAUGGGGAGGAUGCCACCACCCUCGACAACUCUCUACCCUCUGGCAAGGCGCAAUAUCGGACUCGAGGCCAACCAAUCCGCAGCCGCUCACGAUCGCCAGUCAAUGGUAAUGUCUUUUCUCGGAACGGUUAUGAGAUUAGAUCCAGUCAACAUACUCAAGUCAAUCGGCUCGCAACAAACAGCACGGUUUCCGGAAAGCUCGACAUUGAGCGCACUCGGAAUGAGCGCAAGUCUAGACUGCCACCAGGGGCAUCUCCAAUUUCGAUAAACUGGUCUUCCGGCGCAAAACAAAAGGAGACAAUCUCUCGUGACGGUCCACGUGUCCACUUUGCUCCAGCUCCUCGACCAUCGGGACCUAAGAUGCUAUCGAUGAAAGGUUCACACGAUGCCAACAUCAACAAAGACACCGCAGUUGGAGUAUCGUGGCCUGGAUUAUCACGGCCAUAUGACGACAUAAAAGACCUCAGUGAUGAACAAGACGCAGCAAGAGACAAUCAACCGGCAGCCACACUGUACCGGCCACAGUCCCAGGACAUAUCGGACUUUGAAAACAGAGACUCAGCCGGAGACAACCUACCAGGAAACCCACUUUCGCGACAACAGCGAAAGGAUUUUGUUGAUCGCAUCAAUGGUUGGGACACAGCUAGAGACAGACAACCCGCAGUUACAUUGUCGCGGCCGCAGCAACAGGAUAUAAUGGACGUCGACGGUAACAGAGACAGGAUGAGAGAUGGUGGUGGGGACCGAACCACUAUCCUUCCACCCUUUUCAUCGCGGCGCCGUGGGCCUCCACCUAUGGAUAUGGCAACAGCCUUAGCCGACCCCAAAAAGGGACUGACUCUUCCGCCCAAGUUUGACACCUACGAAGAAGACGAGAAGAAGGCCAUUGUGGAACACGAAAUUGCAAAGGAGAGAAAGCGAGACCUGGAGAUGAUCGAGCGGCUCACUCAGAGUAUAGCACAAGUACGGUGUCUUGGUCCCUUUACCGAAAGUCACGAGGAAGAGCUCGCCGAAGCUCAUCGGUUCAUAUCGUUCAUCCUCGACGAAGAAAAGUGCGGCAAAGUGAUUCGACCUCGCAUCCAGAACAUCCGGGACAAUAUGAAGAGAAGAACAUUGGGAUAUUUCGAGCCCAGCAGUGCCGAUGUUGCCACAUGGAUAGACCGAAUAUUCACUCAGGCCACAAUGGACGCCGUUCAGAGAGAGCUUGCUAGGAUCAACGAAUUGGUCGAGGAGCUCGGAAAGACCCGCGCCGCAUUCUCGGCCAAGAGACACAACUCGAGAACGAAGCAUGGUAAACGGAAAAUGCGUGCAUGUGGCAAGCUGGCUGGGUUUACGUCACAACCAUCAGCAGCAGGGGCGACAGGGACAGCUACUUCACCGUUAGCCGCUCCUGCGGCACCGCCGAACAAAGCAAACACACAGCAUAUUCCCAAGAAAAGCACAGCACUACCCACUCAAAACAGACGGCAGGCUCAAAAUGCGUCUGAAGACCAGCGAAAAGACACAAUCAAUGCCAAACUGAAGCUUUUCAAUGAUGCCACACGCAAGGCUGAAGACGCACGCGAAGCUGAUAAGGCACGCAUAGAUUAUGGCGUACGCAAAGCUGGUGCCGGAGACAAGUAUGAUGAGGCCUGCGAGGAAAAUGAGGCAUUUGAAGAAGAUGCACAUACAAGCAGCAUCGACUUACCCAGCACUGAAGUUAUUGUCGCAGAGAGAGGCCGUGCAAGUUUGUCCCAGUCUCAUGAACAGCAGCACAACCAGUGGCAUGAGCAGAGUGACGAGGAAAGCGAGGAAGAUGCGGGCGAGCAGUAUGUGUUUGGUGCUUCCUGGACCGGCCAAGCAGAAGGCACAGCAACGGCAACGGACUUUACAGCUCCACCAAGUUUUCCAGAUAUGUGUCAGCAGUCUCAGCCUGAGCCCCGAUACAACGAUGCAGCGAUUUCUCAAGAUUUGGACGAAAUCAACCGGCUGGAGGAUGCGAGGCAAACGGAAAGUGAAAGCCAUGCAUUGAACGUCCAACAGCAAUCUACUGGGUCAACGCAGCGGUUCGACGCAGAGCUCUUGAAGCGCAUGCAAAUGGAAAGUAAAACGCCUGCCUUGAAAGCUCAACAACAAUCUACUCCAUCAGCGCAACAAUUCGACCCAGAGCUCUUGAAGCGCAUGCAGAACAAACAAAUGGCGGCCGCACAGCCAUCGACCACGCAGCGUGAAGAUUUGACAGAAGACGUUCACGAGGGCAUUGCAGAACCAGAAGUGGAAGUUGAACCAAGCGCCAUCAGCGACGACAGUGAUCUCGACUCAUCCGAAGAUGAGAACGAUGAACAGGAUGACGACGAUGGAUACUCACGUCAGAUCUUCAAAUACCGCGUGCUGGGCGCGUUCGCCGGGGUCGAGAUCUACAAGGAUGCCGACACAUACAUCUUCAAGACAACAUACAAGCCUGAACGUGCGAAGGAGAUUGUCGCUAGCAUUAUCCAGAGUGUGCUCGCACAACACCCUCCUGAAGGUGGCGUUGAUGCAGGUUACUGGACACUGGAAGUCUCCUACCGUGACGGCCUGAUCGAACAGCAUCUCAUGGUCGGAGAGAAUAUGGGGGUUGAAGCCAGGGUGUGGGUAGAGAAGAAGCUGGUCACUCUGAGCCGAAAGGCGUACCAGGCCGCCAAAGCACAGAGAAUUAUGCAGCAAAGAUUCUUGUUCGCCGUGGAAUGGGAGAAGACAAUAACACCCUUGAGUGUGCCACAAGACAAGGAGGCUGAGCAGAACAACAACAGCAGCAAUCCCAACAAUAAUGGUGGUGAUAAUGGCAUGUCGCGGGCAGAAUCACAGGACCACAAGCAGCAGCAGGGCCGGCAGAAUCAAGACGACAUUGGUCUCUUUGGUGAAGAUUCUCCAACAAUGCAUGUGGCCGUCGAUGUCUCUGUCACCACUGGUACCGCUGCCGAAGCAUCUAGCACGACUGUGUCCACGCCCGCACCUGUGCCAGUCGUCACAACUAUUCCGACCAACGAAAUCCAAUACUUCACCACGCCCAUCCUGGCCAAUCGUCACGCCAAAGACAUCUACAUGUCAUGGCACGCGCUGUUUCUCCCAGGCGUGCGCAACGAGGGUUAUCGCCGUCUCGAAGAAGAGGCCAUUGAAAGGGACUUGGCAACAUUGGCAGAAACAUCUUGGGGUCUGUGGGCCCGGGACGAGACGUUUGAGGGCAUCGAGGUCGACACGGGCAGAAGGGUGCAGGAGCGGUUCAAGGUGUGGGUGAGACGAAUCGAAGUUUUUGGCCCAGCGAACUAA
Messenger RNA from Exophiala dermatitidis NIH/UT8656, 4344 nucleotides. RefSeq lists its product as uncharacterized. The coding region runs from base 1 to 4344 and encodes 1447 amino acids. NCBI's taxonomy places the organism in Eukaryota, Fungi, Ascomycota, Eurotiomycetes, Chaetothyriales, Herpotrichiellaceae. The transcript has a single exon. The record is from RefSeq and is a predicted model, not a curated record.